UCUUUUUCUUUUCUCUCUCCUCUUUCCUCUCUCUCUCUCUCUCUCUCUGUUAGUGCUUUGCUUGAAAUGUACCAACAGCACUCCUAUCAAAUGGGGUUCCUGUGCCUCUAUUCAAUACCUGCUUCUGCUUCUUCUUCUUCUUCUUCUUUUUGCUGAUUCUGAAUUUGAAUUGGUGUGAAGGAUUUAGUAAAAACAUCUGUUUGAAAUGGCGCCACAAACUGGAUGUUUGAAAGAACAUGAACGAAUUAUUCCUAAUUCACUUGGUCAGUUGUCACCUUCUCCUGCUCGUUUAUGGAGUGCUUUUGGGCAAGGUCCUCAAUCAAUCUUUGGGGAUUUUGGUCAAGUGAAGGCUUCAUCAAUUCAACAACUUGGCAGUAAUGGGAAGGAGUUCAAUGGCACUAAACAAGUUGUUUCUCACGGCUUGGACAAACUGAACACAGCUCCAUUUUCUAUCUAUCCUGGUGACUACAAGAUGUCAAUGGAUGCGCAAAAACCUUCACCAGUGUUUUCCCUGCAAUCACCCCUGACAGAAUAUCACAAUCGUUUUGAGCUCGGAUUUGGCCAGCCCCUGAUAUGUACAAAUUAUCCUUACAUGGAGCAGCAUUAUGGAAUCCUCUCAGCUUAUGGACCUCAAAUACCAGGCCGGAUUAUGCUGCCAAUGAGCUUAACAUCAGAUGAUGGACCUAUUUAUGUGAAUGCAAAGCAGUAUCAUGGAAUCAUUAGGCGCAGGCAGAUACGUGCUAAGGCAAUGAUGGAGAAUAAACUUGCAAGAACCCGUAAGCCAUAUAUGCAUGAAUCGCGUCAUCUUCAUGCAAUGCGCCGUCCAAGGGGAUCUGGUGGUCGUUUCCUGAACACAAAGAAUCUGAAAAAUGGGAAAUCUUCAAUGGAACCAAAGAAAAUUGAUGAGGUGAACCUUUCUGAUUCAACUGGUUCUCAAUGUUCUGUGGUUCUGCAAUCAGAAAGUGGAACUUUGAACUCCCCAAAUGAAGCAAAGGGGAGGGGAUUUAGCCUCUCAAGUUCUGAGGUAUCGAGCAUAUUCUCGAGGGGACUACAACGUUUUCAAAUCAACCAUCUUGGACCAUCAAUCCCAUCACUUGCAGAGAUCAUUGAUGGAGGAGGACAUGGCAUGGUUCUGCCCAAAUGGGUUGCAGCAGCUGACAACUGCUGUGACCUUUGUGUUUGAAGGCGAAGGCAAAGGGUUCUUGGUGCAAGUCAUUGCACCAAAACCCUGUCUUUGUUGCGACCAAAUCCAGCUUGCUGCCAUGUUGUCAACGACAAUUGUCACAGGCUUCGCGAUGAGGAUAGUCCCCGCGUUUGGUUGCAAUGGCAAGUCAUUUUUGGCUCUAAUCAAAGUAGGUGUAGGAUGUUUCUUAUCUCUUUGUUUUGCUUCUCCUAAGUAUGAGAGGUGGCUGAGAGAAUCAAAGGAAUCAUCCAAUCAGAUAUGAAGUAAGAAGUAAUUGCAGUGCAGUAGACAAAAAAGGGUCUAUUCAAGAAUAAGAGCAUCAAGAGUACGAAUUCUGCACUGCGAUUAACUGUGACCCUCAAAGUAGAACAAGAAGAAUGUUCAUUAAGUCUAGUGUUUGGUAAUUCAAAAUCAGACAUUCCGAAGCAAAUUGUACUGAACAAAGAUGCUUGGCUUGUGGGUUUUUUUAAGGACAACUGUCCAUGUUUGUCUUUCAGUUUGUGUGAAAUGAAGAUGGUUUGUCUUUGUAAUGAAGAAGAAUAUUGUGUUGUCUGUGUGUAAUAAAGAAUAUGAUUGCGAUA
Cucumis melo (muskmelon) is the source of this 1764-nucleotide messenger RNA. RefSeq names its product nuclear transcription factor Y subunit A-10. Bases 206 to 1183 code for a protein of 325 amino acids. The record is from RefSeq and is a predicted model, not a curated record. Lineage: Eukaryota; Viridiplantae; Streptophyta; Magnoliopsida; Cucurbitales; Cucurbitaceae. Gene Ontology annotation, molecular function: RNA polymerase II cis-regulatory region sequence-specific DNA binding; DNA-binding transcription factor activity, RNA polymerase II-specific. The transcript has 6 exons. Gene Ontology annotation, biological process: regulation of transcription by RNA polymerase II.